Saitoella complicata NRRL Y-17804 is the source of this 317-nucleotide messenger RNA. RefSeq lists its product as uncharacterized. Lineage: Eukaryota; Fungi; Ascomycota; Saitoellomycetes; Saitoellales; Saitoellaceae. Bases 75 to 236 code for a protein of 53 amino acids. The record is from RefSeq and is a predicted model, not a curated record. The transcript has a single exon.
GCAGUUUACAACAUCUCGUUCAUGAAAGCAAAGAAGAAGAGUCCCGUCGAACCCACAUCACGAGUUUCCUCAAAAUGGACGACUUCCUCGAUCUCGACACAUGCACCCCUGUGCUCAUACUCUCAUAUCUCAUCCUUGGACUCCUAUUCCUUCUGACAAUGGAUACCGGGCUAGGGCUUGUUUCUGUACGGGUUUAUUGCUCGCGAGAUCCGGUGUUGCAUUUGGAUUGUGUGUGACGAAGCACUCUUUCAUUCAUCUCGAUAUCUUUAAUUCCCUAUCAAUAUACCCCUCAUUCCCUUCCGGGCUCUAAUACGGCC